UCCUGCUGGUCAGUCAGCAGCAGCUUCUGGAGGGUCCGCCGGUGGAUCAGCUCUCUGCUGGGGGGGACAUGUGGACCAGCGGGUCCAGAACCGAACCAAGCCUCUCCUGCGGCCUGAGGAGAUGGGUCCGGGUCUGAAAGACCAGGAGGAGCGGGACUGGAGCGGGACCGCCGCGGACCGACUGAUCCCGGACCGGUGGAUCAUCAGAGUUAAGCUUCCUGUUGGUGGAUACUUCCUGUGAGCCCCCGUUCAGUGGACCAGUAGAAACUUUUCCCGCCUUGGUUUCCAUCCUGCUGCCAGAAUGCCCAUCAUCAGCAACACCAACCACGACUUCAGCACCUACUCCAUCAGCAGCGACGACAGCAGCCUCGACCGCUUCUUCACCGAGAUCCCGGAGACCGAGACGCUGAAGGGCGUUUACUUCCAGCGCGCCCAGCUCAUCCGGGACCACAAGGCCUCGUACGUAGUGGACCACACCCUACAGGUUCUCAUCAACGUCGGGGGAAACCGCUACACCUUCCCCUGGAGCACCCUGGAGCAGUUCCCCCACAGUCGACUGGGGCGCCUGCGCUCCUGCACCACCCCCGAGGAGAUCGCUCGGCUCUGCGACGACUACGACGAGACGUGUCAGGAGUACUUCUUCGACCGAAACCCCACGGCCUUCAGGGUCAUCCUCAACUUCCUGGCUGCAGGAAAGCUGCGUCUUCUCCGGGAACUGUGCGCCGUCUCGCUGCACGACGAGCUGGACUACUGGGGCGUGGACCCGGGCAACAUGGAGCGCUGCUGUCGACGACGCAUGAUCACCCGUGUGGACGAGGUGGUGGAGCAUGAGCGCAAAGAGGAAGAGUGGAGGAAGAAGCGGAUCAUGCUGAAGAAACGACCGGCGCAGACUGAGAAAGGAUAUCGCAGAGUGGUCUCGAUGCUGAGGGAGGUGAUGGAAAACCCCCACUCAGGUCUGGCUGGGAAGAUGUUCGCCUGUCUCUCCAUCAUCAUGGUUCUGAUCACCGUCAUCAGCCUGUGCAUCAGCACCAUGCCGGACCUCAGGGAUGAGGAGAACAGGGGCGAGUGCUCCCUGAAGUGUCGCAACAUGUUUGUGGUGGAGUCCAUCUGCGUGGCCUGGUUCACCUUAGAGUUCCUGCUGCGCUUCGUCAACGCUCAGAGCAAGCUGGCCUUCGCUCGCGGCCCCCUGAACAUCAUCGACGCCAUCGCCAUCCUGCCGUACUACGUGUCCCUGGUCUUCGACGUGGGCGACGAGUCCCGGGAGGACGCGGUCAUGGGAGCCAGCAGAGGCUACCUGGACAAGCUGAGUUUGAUCCUGCGCCUGCUGCGAGCCCUGAGGAUCCUCUACGUGAUGCGGCUGGCGCGCCACUCCCUGGGCCUGCAGACGCUGGGGCUGACCAUGCARCGCAGCAUGAGGGAGUUCGGGCUGCUGCUGCUCUUCGUCUGCGUGGCCGUCACCCUCUUCGCGCCCCUGGUGCACCUGGCGGAGAGCGAGCUGGCGCCAUUCGCCGCCAUCAACCCGCACCACCGGUUCAACAGCAUCCCCGCCUCCUACUGGUGGGCCAUCAUCUCCAUGACCACGGUGGGCUACGGCGACAUGGUGCCGCGCAGCGUCCCCGGACAGGUGGUGGCGCUCGUCAGCAUCCUGAGCGGCAUCCUCAUCAUGGCGUUUCCCGCCACCUCCAUCUUCCACACCUUCUCCCGCUCGUACCAGGAGCUGAAGCAGGAGUACGAGCGGGUUUGGAAGCAGGAGCAGCACUCGGACACGGUGGACUUCUCACCACAGGAUGAGUCCACGUCCAACAAGACGCGUCCGUCCACACUACCAGCUACGGCUUUGUGAAGAAGCUCACCUUCAAACAGUUCUUCCUUCAAAGUGUUCCCAGACUUCCUGACACACGAGGUCUGAUCUGGUCCUGGAGUCUUCCUUUAAUCAUCUUUAAUAACCAGACCUCCGUAGGUUUAGUCUGAUGACAUCUGCACAUUGACCCUUUUACUGAAUCCUUGUCACAAACACAAACUGGGACCUCUUUUUAUGCUUUUUCAAACUCAUGUGCAGGAUGUGUCUCCACCUGCUGGUCAGAGGAAGGAUACAGGGCUUCCCAACUGUGUGAUAUGUUGUUGAAACCAGCAACAUAUUGUUUUAUGUUUCUCACCACCGUGAGAGGCAGUGAUUGUGUAAUGUCCAGAAUUGUGUGUGUGUGUGUGUGUGUGUGUGUGUGUGUGUGUGUGUGUUUGUUUCUGGUGACA
Molecule: messenger RNA, 2250 nt
Organism: Austrofundulus limnaeus
Lineage: Eukaryota; Metazoa; Chordata; Actinopteri; Cyprinodontiformes; Rivulidae
Product: potassium voltage-gated channel subfamily G member 4
Exons: 3
Coding region: 302-1843 (513 amino acids)
Biological process (GO): action potential; protein homooligomerization; potassium ion transmembrane transport
Cellular component (GO): voltage-gated potassium channel complex; membrane
Molecular function (GO): delayed rectifier potassium channel activity; protein binding
Source: RefSeq, a predicted model, not a curated record